AUGAACGAUUUUUCCAGUCGGCCGGAUUUCCUCAGCGAUUCGCUUCGUUUGCCGUUUGGCGAUGAAGAGGCUCGACCAAUUUCUCCGAUCACGGCCCCGCUGAUAAAGCCAUCCAAGCAGCCAGCAUUACCGUCACCCUCACCUGGCCUUUCACAAAUCUCUGCUGCUCCUCCGGAACCCACAAGACGCGCCUAUCUAAGCAGGCAGUGCGCCCUUUCCAGUUCCACUAUAAGUCAGGAGUACCAACGCCAGGCGCAGCUUACUGACACCGUGACACCCGAUUCAGUGGCGCCUACCCCGAUGCCCCGCUGUAUGCCCAUACCUCCCAAAGCAUCACUUACCGCGUCGGUAAGCAACCUUGAAAACAAGCCCAGUGAAUUGCUGGAAACUGAAGAACAGCGAACUGACCGCGUUCUGAGCCAAGAACUAGUCGAGCAUCGCAGUGCUGCGUCUGAUAAACGUAUGCCAAAUGGCAUGCACGCUAGUACGAAACAGAUUACAUUGUCUGGUGCGCAAACUUCUGGAUAUUGUGAUCUCUACCCUCGAUUAUCGGUGAGUCAAGACGAGCUCCACCUGCCCAUACCGGCGCAUCGGGAUGACCAGUACUCGCUGGAAACUGGGACUCCGGAGGAUUUCCAAACAGUCUUGAAGAAGGCGAAACAGCUUCCAUUCGAAAAUUUACCGGACGAUGUAUCGCUGAAGAAGAAAUCGGACGCUGCAGUCGUUGACGGCUAUGACGAGAGGCACACUUCUGUCAAAAAAGAGUAA
Molecule: messenger RNA, 768 nt
Organism: Gongylonema pulchrum
Lineage: Eukaryota; Metazoa; Nematoda; Chromadorea; Rhabditida; Gongylonematidae
Source: the annotation of a GenBank genome assembly